Messenger RNA from Ooceraea biroi (clonal raider ant), 604 nucleotides. It is a transcript of the gene RpL35A, whose product is annotated as ribosomal protein L35A. Gene Ontology annotation, molecular function: structural constituent of ribosome. Gene Ontology annotation, cellular component: ribosome. The record is from RefSeq and is a predicted model, not a curated record. Gene Ontology annotation, biological process: translation. Lineage: Eukaryota; Metazoa; Arthropoda; Insecta; Hymenoptera; Formicidae.
ACGUUUGAAACAUUAAUUGUUGUAUGUCGGAAAAUGAAUAUUUCGAGUUUUGCAAGUGUCAUAAUUUUGCGCAAUUUCACGUAGAAUAUUUUUCCAUGCUCGUGCCCUGUGUACAUAACCUCAAAGUGCUCCGUUAAAAAAUGAGCGCCAAAACGAAAGCGCCUAAGGCGAAAGAAGGUGCCCCGGAGGACACGCCGUUGAGGAAGAGGCCGUUCAAGAGGCACGGACGUCUGUACGCAAAGGCGAUCUUCACGGGUUAUAAGCGUGGAUUGCGCAACCAACAUGAACAUACUGCACUGCUGAAAAUUGAGGGUGCCAGGACUAAGACAGAUUCAGAUUUCUACAUAGGGAAACGAUGCGUCUAUGUAUAUAAGGCUAAGAACAAGACCCCAGUACCUGGAAAGACUACGAAGAAAACGAAGGUUAGGGCCAUCUGGGGCAAAGUUACUCGUCCCCAUGGAGCGAGUGGAUCGGUACGCGCUAAAUUUAAGAGGAACCUACCAGCCAAGGCUAUGGGCCGCCGUAUCAGAAUUAUGCUGUAUCCCAGUCGGGUAUAAACUCCUGUAUACUAUAAGAAAAUAAAUGCCAUUUUGGUACAAAAAUC